UAUUUUUGUUAUUUUACCAUAGGGUAAUAAUUACUCACGAGUACGAUGAGCUUAGAAAAGAAGAUUAUUAUCACUACAACUACAACUCUAUGGAACAAGUCUUAUAAUCACAACAACAACAAAACAGUGAUUAAAGACCAUUAACCAAAAAUAUGAAGGCUCUUUUAAUUUCCGGGAAUCCGCUGGAAUAAUAUUUAAGACUGACAAGUGACAAUAAAUAAUAUUAAAUGGCUAGUAAAUUAUUGCGUUAAUUACUUUUACUUAAUAUUUUUAUUGGAUCAUUAAAAUAAUUUAGCUAAAUAAUUUAAAUGUAUAUAAUAUUAUUUAUAAAAUAAUUAAGUAAAUAUUAAAAUUUAUAAUUCUAAUACCAAGUAUUCUUGUUCGUUGUCCAUGACAUAUUAAAGUGAAAGAUAUUUAGUUUUUAUCAACUAAUUAUUAUGAAUUAUCGGUAGAUAGUCGUAGAUAUUUCGACUAAUUCAAAUGACACGAGUCGAAUAAAAUGAGUAAUUAUAAUUCUAACUAUAAGUUUUUGGACAUGUUUAAUAAAAAAAAAAUAGUAUUUUUUUUUGGUUUUUUCACUUUACUUAUUUUUUGGUUUAUUGGAAUUCGAAGUAGAGAUGCAUCACAAUAUCAAAUUUUAAAACAAACAUUGGAACACACAAAAGAAGAAUUAAAAAUCAAAUCUAUAAAUUAUAAUAUUUUAAAAGAAAGAUUUGAAAGUAUAUGUGAUAAAUGGCAACCAAACAUUCCAGUUAUAUAUGCCAUCACACCUACCUACAAAAGACCUGUACAAAAAGCAGAACUAACAAGAUUGUCUAACACUUUUCGUCUUGUAAAUAAUUUCCAUUGGAUUAUUGUUGAAGAUUCUGAAAUGAAAACAUCACUUGUAGCCAAUUUGCUUUAUAAAAGUAAUUUAAAUUAUACACACUUAGCCAUAGGAACACCAGCUGAAUGGAAGAGAAAAUUAAAAGAACCUAAAUGGAAGAAACCUAGAGGAGUUAAACAACGAAACAAAGCGUUAGAAUGGUUAAGAAUUAACAGAGCUAAUAUAAAUGAUGAAGGGAUAAUUUUUUUUGCUGAUGAUGAUAACACAUAUAGUGUUGAUUUAUUUAAUGAAAUGCGAACUGUAAAAGGUGUUGGUGUUUGGCCAGUUGGUCUUGUUGGUGGUCUUUUAGUAGAAAAACCAUUAAUAAAUAGUAAAGGUAAAGUAAUUGGUUGGAAUAGUGCUUGGAGACCAGAACGACCAUUUCCUGUUGAUAUGGCAGGUUUUGCCAUUAAUUUAAGACUUUUACGUAAUCAUCCGAAUGCUGUGUUUUCAUGGGAUGUCAGUCGAGGUUUCCAGGAAAGUGCCAUACUUUCACAAGUAACCACUGUAGAACAAUUGGAGCCUAUGGCAGAUAACUGCUCAAAAGUGUAUGUUUGGCAUACAAGAACUGAAGAACCAAUACUAAAAGCAGAAGAAAAACUUAAAAACCGUGGACUACGAUCAGACAUGAAUAUUGAAGUUUAAUCUCAACCAGUGAUGCAAACACCCGGUGCUUUAUACGUGUGUAAUUAUUUUAGUCUAUAAAUAACUUUCAAAGACUCACUGCUCAAUGGAGAAAUUAAGGCCAACUUGUAUUUUUACUUAUAUGUAUAUAUAAUUACGUAUACUUAAAUUUAGUUGUGGCACAGAUUAAAAUGACCAGUUAGUUAUUACUUAUUGCUAAUACAAACUAUAUAAGACAUUUAUUUGAACCUAAACCUAAAUUGUAAAUUUGUAACCAAUAAAAAUGAUUGGAACAAUAAUUAAAUUGUAAAUAAUUUCCAUUUCAUCAUCAAUUCAAGUAAAAAAAUUUCAUAUUAUUUUCAACUUUUUUUAGUCAAGAGUAAUUUCCAUGUCAUACAGAUUAUUUUUUAAAUUUAUUUGUUUAAAAUAAUAACAUAUAUUUAUUAUUAAUUUACAAAAUAUAAUAGAUCAUUUUGUUUAAAUGAAUUUGAUACAAUUGAAUAUGUUAGUAGAAUAUAAUAACCACUAACUUAUCUACCUACUAAUAAAUAAAUAAAAAAUAAUAAUUUCAUUUCUAUAAAAAAUAACUGAUAAAUUGAUUUCCACUACAAAAUAUAUUAAAUAAUACAACAUAGUUAAUAAACUAUAGAUAUUUAAAAAAGUACCUAUAGUACUUAUACACACAAUUGAUUAAAUACAUGUUUGUUGUUUUUAGCCAAUACAUUUAUUUUUGUUUCAAUUUAAAUAACCUAAAAUUAAUUAGCUAUUUUCUGAUAAAAUUGUUUGUAAAAGUUUUGGUUGUGUGUCUUCAGUCUUGUUACAUACGACAUUUCUGUUCAUCAUUCAAAAUCAAAAAAAUUAAUGAUAUUUUUGGAACUAAGCAAUUUAUUAGAAUUUUUAUUUUAUAUCUAUAAAAUUGUACUUUCAAUCAUCAAUAAAAUGUUGCAUUCCUACUUUUUUUUUACAUACACUACAUCCUAUUUAAUAAUGUAAUAAUCUUUUUCUUUUGUAUUAGGUCAAAUAUUAGGUCAAAUAUAAUGUAUGUGUUGGAAUUAUAAACAAAACACCCUAUAUAAUGUAGUGUAUAAGUAAUAUAUUCACACUGUAGUUCAUCAGACGCUGACUAUACAUUUUUAUAUACUACAGCAUAUUAUAUGUCCUGCGUAGUGUAGCCGGGUAUACAUAGUUAGUCGUUGAUUUAUAUUACGCCUCGUAACACUAUUGUACAUCGUAUCAUUAUACUUAUUAUUAUAUUAUAUAUAUCCGAUUAUAUUAUUAUUUACCUUUUAACUUCUGUAUAUCUGUGUACUUCAACAGUAUGUCUAAAAAGCAGUGUCCCCUUCUUCAAAUAUAUUUUACUUUGUGCUCAAAACUAUACAUAAGAUUAUUUUUUUAAUAACAACAUAUAAGUAUAAAUUAAAUUAUGUACAAAACAUAUUUUUCUGAAAAAUUUAAUAUACCUACAUAGAUUGAUAAAUCUAAUAACUAUGUUCAAGAAGCUAAAGUUUUAAUUUGUUUAAUUCUUUAUUAAUAAAUAAUAUUACUAAAAAUUGUAUUAAAUAAAUAAGUUAUACUACGUAUACUAACUGCAUGAACCUUGUAAAAUCUUUAUUAAAACCCAAACACAUAAUGAAAAUGUAUUGAUUAGAAAUUAAUUUAUCAUCCUAUUAGUUUUAAUCAGAAUUAUAAUUUUAUUAUUUAAAUGAUCGAUAAGUUGGUAGCACAUAAUGUUAAAUGAAAACAAAAAAAUUAAUGUAAUUUAUCGUAGAAAAAUAAAAACAACUAUUUUUAUCAAUGAAAAAUUAAACAAUUAUAAACAUGUUUAAUAUUGUACAGUUUAAAUUUACAACAAUAUUUUAACAUAUUAAUAAUUUGCAUGUUAUAUCAUGUUCAACCUCAUUCCAGUUAAGUAAUAUUAAUAAUUAAAGUUGAAAAUUAUUUUAUUUAUAUCAUAUUAAUCCAUUGUAUUAUCAUUCAACCGUCCUUAAAUAUUUACGUUCAAUUUAAAUUAUGAAAACCUUGUGAUAUUUUAAAAUGUUGAAAUUCCGUGACAUUUUGUAUUAUAUAGUUACCUAAUCAUAUUUUUUUAUACAUUUAGGUAAUUGCUUGUGUUUAAAAAAUAAUAUUAUUUUUACAUUUUUAGUUUUUUGUAUCUUUCAAUGAUGAUAAGAUUAAUUUAUCUGAGUUAAAAAAAUAUUGUUGAAAAUAAUGAUGCCAGCAUGGCGUAAAUUAUUGUACUAUAACAUAUUAUAUAUUUUUAAAGAUUAAAAUAAUCAUUAUUUAUAUUUAUAUAGGUAUAUUAUAUUUACUUAUUACUUUAUAGUUUAUAGUCUAUCACUAAAAAUAUUUUUAUAAUUUUGUAUUUUGUAUUUUUAUGUAUAAUUUUACUAUUUAUUCAUUUUUAUUCUAUCAACUGUGUAGCUUCAUUGAUGGUUUUCAGAUAUUUGUUACCAGAAAAUUGUAAGUAAUUUAUACUACAUUAUAUGAGUUAUUGAUUAUUGUCUUAAUACAUUAAAAGGACGCCACACCCGCAUGUGUUGUCUCCAUCUUAUUAACUCGUAACAUACCAAAUUUAUGAUAAGAAAUUCAAGUUUUAUGCCGUUAGCUUAAAAAUUAGAGUGAAUCGACCUAUUAUGAAACUUUAUGGUAAGAACAUAAUCUGUGUUUUGAUGGAAGUUUUUUUACGAUGAUUCAGUUUUUAAUUGAGUUAGGAGCAUUUUUAAUUUACAUAUAUUAUACACGCUAUAACUCACUUAAAAACUGAAUUAUCGUAAAAAAAAAACUUCUAACAAAACAAAAAAUUUUUCUUACCAUCAAGUUUUAUAAUAGGUCGAUUUACUCUAAUUUUUAAGCUAACAGCAUAAAACUUGAAUUUCAGAGCAUAAAUUUGGUAUGUGACGCUUUUGUAAGACGGAGACAACACAUGCGGGUGUGGUAUCCUCUUAAUAUGUUACUCUAAGGAAAUUAUUAUUUAUUUAUUAGGUAAUGAAAUAAAAAUAAAAAUAAUUUAAUCUAA
Metopolophium dirhodum (rose-grain aphid) is the source of this 4505-nucleotide messenger RNA. It is a transcript of the gene GlcAT-I, whose product is annotated as galactosylgalactosylxylosylprotein 3-beta-glucuronosyltransferase I. NCBI's taxonomy places the organism in Eukaryota, Metazoa, Arthropoda, Insecta, Hemiptera, Aphididae. Gene Ontology annotation, biological process: carbohydrate metabolic process; chondroitin sulfate proteoglycan biosynthetic process. Gene Ontology annotation, molecular function: galactosylgalactosylxylosylprotein 3-beta-glucuronosyltransferase activity. The record is from RefSeq and is a predicted model, not a curated record. Bases 500 to 1510 code for a protein of 336 amino acids. Gene Ontology annotation, cellular component: Golgi membrane. The transcript is spliced from 7 exons.